This is a messenger RNA of Prunus armeniaca (apricot), 729 nucleotides long. Lineage: Eukaryota; Viridiplantae; Streptophyta; Magnoliopsida; Rosales; Rosaceae. The record is from the annotation of a GenBank genome assembly.
AUGGAUUGUAUUUCUACUGUAUCCUUCUCGGUGAAAGUGCGGGGGGCGGCAAUGGGUUUCAUUACUCCUUCUAAGGGAUUAAGACAAGGGGAUCCUCUUUUACCUUAUCUCUUUCUCAUUUGUGCAGAAGGUCUUUCAGCUUUGUUGUCUCAGGCUCAAAGUGCUAAGCAAAUUCGUAGUGUUGUAGUGGCCCAAGGCGCUCCUACGUUGUCUCAUUUAUUUUUUGCGGAUGAUAGUUUAUUAUUCUGCAAUGCCCAUUUAUCUGACUGUUAUAAUUUGAUGCUUCUUCUCAGAGUUUACGAGCGUGCGUCAGGCCAAAAAUUUAAUUUUGCGAAGUCUGCAGCGAGCUUUAGUCGUAAAACAGAUCCAAUCAUGAAGUGUCUUAUUUCAUCCAUGUUGGGAAUACGUAUUGUGGAUUGUCAUACACGCUAUCUAGGGUUACCUACUAUUACUGGACAGAGUAAACAUCGCUUGUUUAAUUAUGUGAGGGAUAUGUUGUGGAACAAGCUUCAUAUGUGGAAUGCUAAACUGUUGUCAACGGCAGAGAAAGAAGUUCUUAUUAAAGCAGUGGCUCAGGUGCUCCCAACAUACACAAUGGGGGUGUUUCAACUGCCAAAAAGUUUAUGUCAGGAAUUAUCAACAAUGGUGGCGAGAUUUUGGUGGGGAAGUCAGGUAAACGGAGCAUACAUUGGAAAAGUUGGCGGAAUUUGUGUCGGCCAAAAUUCUUAG